Molecule: messenger RNA, 4269 nt
Organism: Theileria annulata
Lineage: Eukaryota; Apicomplexa; Aconoidasida; Piroplasmida; Theileriidae
Product: DNA repair (RAD6) endonuclease, putative
Exons: 5
Coding region: 1-4269 (1422 amino acids)
Biological process (GO): nucleotide-excision repair involved in interstrand cross-link repair; resolution of meiotic recombination intermediates; double-strand break repair via homologous recombination
Cellular component (GO): nucleotide-excision repair factor 1 complex
Molecular function (GO): single-stranded DNA binding; single-stranded DNA endonuclease activity; damaged DNA binding
Source: RefSeq, a predicted model, not a curated record
AUGCCUCCAUUAUCGUAUGAAAAGGCGAUUUUGAGAAGUUUUGUGCCAACAUGGCGCGAGAGUCUGAUUCUUUACUUUAAAAAUGGAACACUCGAUAAACAAAAGAAUCAUAGCCUAGCAAAGAGUGUAGGAUCAAGCCAAAGAGUUGAUUCCGAUUUCCAAAAUGGACUUGCAAUCAUUUCCUCAGGUAUCGAUACAAAUCGACUUUUGUUUUAUCUACUAAUUUACAUCGCGAAUCCCUUACACAUCUAUGAAAAUGAUAGUUUCAUCGCAGAUUUUAACCCAAGCCAGCUCAAAUCAGAUAGUAUAACCGAUAAGUCAUUCAAAAGCAUUACACCAACGGAUAGGAUCCAUACGAUUAACUAUAAUUCAGGUAAUGUAAAAACUAGAGGAAAAAAAGGGGAGAAAAGACAAAAACUGGAUAAUUUUGAAAUAAGUUAUAGAAAUGAAACAAAUGAACCAAAUAUUAUAAUAAGCGAUAAGAGUCUAAUUGACUCGGAAAUGAAUUUGAGAAUUAAUCAUCAAGUGGAUGAUGAUGAGUUGUAUGACCUGGGAGUAAAGAAUAGUAAUUUGGUUCUAAAAUCCAAGUCUUUUUAUAGGAUGAUAUUUUCAAUGUCAGAGUCAGAAACCUUACCAAAGUUUCGGAACAGAAUGUUCCUAUUCAACGAUUUGAAUGUACAGUCUACAGUUACAAUAUAUUCACACCUAGUGUUCGUAUUAGGAUUUGAAGUUACAGAUUUUGAAAAUUACGAAACAACUUACAAAUAUUUAACCAAUAAACUAUUCAAGGAUCAAGAACGAGAAUUGACAGGAGCUAAUCAGUUGAAUAAUAAUGCAGAAUACUGCCAAAUAAAUCCGGGAAAUUCCGCACAAAUAGUACUACCAAAAUUGGUAUUCAUAGAUGGAAGCGUCAUUUCCAGUUCACGCCAGCAGUUAUAUGUCAAUGGAGGCUACUUUUGUAUAAAUACAAGGGUUUUGCUGAAUGACAUUUUGACGAGUAAAAUUUUGCCCGAGAUUAUAGGAGGAAUUGUGAUAAUGAAUGCACACCAAAUUGCGGAGGACUGUAACAUACCGUUUGUAAUUCGCUUAUUGAGAAUGCGAAACAAGGUGGCAUUUGUCAAAGCUGUUAGUAAUAAUGUGCACUUCUUCAAAGGUAAUAACCUAAGCUAUUGUUUAAAGAACAUUUUCAGCAAGAACGUUUAUUUGUUCCCCAGAUGCCACCACGCAAUUGAAGCUGUAUUAAAUGACACGCAAGUCCAACCGUUGACAUUUGAAGUGUCAUUCCCACUUAGUGAGACGGCCUCAGAAGCAUACAAUAGUAUUCUAAAAAUAAUAUGGACGAUUGUUCAAAGCAUGAAGAGACUAAAGUAUGAUAUCGAUAUGAAUAAAAUCGUGUAUACGACCAACAAGUUAUUGAUCAGGUUAUUGAGAAAACAGUCUAAAAGUACUAAGGUAUACCAGUCAACAGCACCCCAAGCAAAUAAAACAAAGUUCAACAGUAGUGAUUUCUAUAUUGAUACGCUCCUAAAGUUCAGGAGACUAUUAGACCAUCUUCUGUUCACGGAUCCUAUUACGUUCCUCGAAGAGUUGGAUAAUAUUAUUACUGAAAAUUCAAACUGGGUUUGUACGCCAAAUGGUAUUAAACUGUUCAAAAAAUCCAAUGAGAGAUUAUUUAAAAUUGAGAAUGAUAAGAUUGAAUUGAAUAUUGAAAAUAAUUUGAAGGUCGAGUACCUAAUGAAUAUAUUGAAGACAGAUAUAACAAAUGAUCAGUUGGUACAGAUAAUUAAAAGUAAUUUUAAAAGGUAUAAGAUUUAUAAUCGAGUUCCAAACAAAUUAUAUAACCAGUUUUAUAUCAGAAAUUAUUUGGAUAAGUUAAAAACCAAGAGAAAGUACCUAAACCUAAGCAUUGCUAGGAGGAGACUGGUUAGAUUAGAAAGAAAUCAUUUGAGGUUUUUCAACAAAUACUUCAACUCAGGGAAGAAACUCAAGAGGAAUGUGUUAAUAGUGGUGGAAAACUUCUAUUUGGUUGAUUACUUAACUAAAUAUUUCAAGUAUCCAGAAUAUCACCUAACGAAACUCAUGAAGUAUUUACAACAUAGUUUAUACACUGCUAAUACUAGUAUGACCAAAGAUACCAGUAGCUUCAUCAACGAAUACUACAGUAAUAUUAAUAAAAAAAUACUCAAUAAAAGUAAUGUUUAUAAUCUAUACAAGAUUCUACUACGACAAUUGGAGCAAUCGAACCUUAAUCCUGAUAUACUCAAAUUGGACAACAACAACGAUGAAAACAAUGAUACAAACAAUAAUAAUGACACCAUAAACAAAACUAAUGAGACUAAUCAUCAUAAUCAUAAUAAUACAAAUAAUGAUAAUGAUAAUGAUGAUGACGUGGAAGAAAUGGAAGAAGAUUACAAGAGUGAAUCGGAAGAUGAGAAUGAAGUAUUUAGUAUAAUAAAUGAAAAGGCGAUAGAUGUUAAUGAGUUGAUGAAUUAUAUAGAUAUAACAUUGGAAUUUGACCAAUAUGUAGAGAAUUCACUGUAUAUAGUAAAGUCAUAUAGUAAUAUUAGCAGCUCCAGGAUGGACAAGUACGACAGGCUUAUGACCACACUAAUGAAUGUAAACCCCUGCAUAAUCCUCAUUUACUCACCAAAUGUACACGUUUUCAGAACAAUUGAGAAUUACUGCGCACACAAGUUCGCUAGAGGAGAUCUCCGCAGAAAAAAGAUGAACUUCCUCCAAGUCCACGUAUUGUCGUAUAAGGAUUGCCUGGAGACCCACAGAUUUGCAAAGUGUCUAAAAUCAGAAGUGGACGCAUGGGCUUCACUCCAAACUGAGAAGAAAACACAGGUGAUAAGACUAGAUGAAGGAAUUCUACUCAACAGGGCAAGUUUGAUUGGACAAGUCAUAGUUGACUCACGUGAAAUGCACUGCAAGCUGCCAUUCUAUUUAUUUAAUUUGGGAAUAAAUGUGGUCCCGAACGUUCUUGAAAUCGGUGAUUAUCUCAUCACUAGAGAUAUUUGUAUUGAGCGGAAGAGCAUUAUUGAUCUUCAUAUCUCACUCAAUAAUGCCAGACUAUCCAAACAGAUAUCUGAGAUGUGUAGCGCGUACAACAAUCCGUUCUUAUUAAUUGAGUUUGAAGAGGAUGAUCUGUUUCAUUUGCCAUCCACUGGAUACACCAAAGGAGGAUACAAUUACAUUUACAUCAAAUUAAUAAUAUUGUGUUGUAAUUUCCCGAAACUGAGGUUAAUUUGGUCCUCAUCGCCCAAGCAUUCUGCUAACAUUAUCAAGUACCUCAAGGCUAAUAGAACUGAGCCCGACUUGAUAAACAAUGACUAUUUGAUCAAAAACUUUAGAAACAAGUCAGAAAAACUUGAAAACAGACCAGAACUAAAUUCUACUGAGAAAGAUGACGCUACUGAUAUUAAAUCAGAAAGUAUUAACGCCAAGUCUGAGAACGUUAAGACCGAAAAUGUCUCUCAAAGCGUUAAACCUGAAGAUAUUUUCAAAGCUAAAUCUGAAAACACUGAAGGUACUGUUGAUACUAAGUCUGGUACUUGUGAAGAUACUACUAACGACAAACCUGAAGAUACUGAUGUCUCUAAUUCUGACACUAAACCCGAUGAUGUUUGUGAAAACACAGUUGACAAUAAUGUUGAUGAUGCUAACAAAUCUAAUGAGAUUACAGAAUCUAAUGAAGCUAAUGAAGUUACAGAAACUAAUAAAACUGAUAAUACUGACGAAAAUGUUAAUAAUGUAUCAGAAAAUAAAGCUGAAAAUACCUCUGAAAAUAUUGCUGAAACUGUUAACAGUGAGUAUAAUGACACUAAACCUGAAGAUAUGAUUGAGGCUGGUGUUGAAAAUGUUAAUGAAUCUAAUGAAUUUGAUGAAUCUAGUAAAACUAUUGAGACUAAUGAAAUUAAAGAAACUGACAAAACUGAUAAAACUACUGAAACAAAUAAAACCAAUGAAAAUAACGAAUCUAAUAACAUUAAUGAAUCUAUUAUUGAAAAUAUUAACAUUGAGUUGGAUGCUGAUGAAAGUUCUAAUGCUGAGAAAACUGACGAAAAUGUGCUAAAUAAUGAAAAAACAGAGCCUGACAAUGUAGUUGAAGGAAAUCACUUGGAGAAAACUGCAAAUGAAGGGAAAGAAAAGGUGAUAGGUCUCAAGAGACCUGAGUUCGUAAAGAACAGAGACGCAUUGAAGAUUUUACGUAACAUCCCAGGAGUUACGUCCCACAACAUCUCACAGAUUUUGACAAGGGUAAGUUAG